Messenger RNA from Trichogramma pretiosum, 11218 nucleotides. RefSeq names its product lysosomal-trafficking regulator (gene mv). Lineage: Eukaryota; Metazoa; Arthropoda; Insecta; Hymenoptera; Trichogrammatidae. The coding region runs from base 355 to 10713 and encodes 3452 amino acids. Gene Ontology annotation, biological process: intracellular protein localization. The record is from RefSeq and is a predicted model, not a curated record. The transcript is spliced from 19 exons. Gene Ontology annotation, molecular function: protein kinase binding. Gene Ontology annotation, cellular component: membrane; cytosol.
AUACGCGAGCGAGAGAGAGAAAACAAGAGACGAUCCGACGCCGACUUUCGAGCCACUGACGAAAUCAUCAUCGUUGAGAGAGACAGAGUUGCAGGACGUCGCCGCCACCAUUGGUCGCCUGGAGCACCACCAUCGUCAUGACGGGGAGCAGCGAGCUCAGCUGACAGUAAGGGAGCUGCCAGUCGAUUUCACCUCCUGAAUUCGCUCGUCGUCGUCGGCAUCGUCCCCAGUGAGAAAGACUGCCCAUACAAUUCUCGAUUGUUGUCGAGCAGUAUCAGCAGCAGUAUCAGCAUCAACAGCAGCAAAAGUAAAAAAAGCCCCCCAAACUAGAGACGCGCAGAGGGUAAUGUGGCGAUGUCGUCAACGGCGACCCAAGACAAGCUCUACACCUACUGGCUGGAAUUCAUCGGGGCCGAGCUUUUGUCCAAGGAGAAAUCCAACUGGUUGGACGCGUUCCUCGCCGAGCUCAUAUCCAGAGUCGCCGAAGGACAAGACCUCAGCGUUCAUCUCACCUUCUGCUCGUCCGGCGAGGGGACCGUGGCCACUCUGGUAUGCUGCGAGCUCCUGUCCGACGUUCACGCUCUCUGCCAACAAAAAGCCGAUCAGCGACAGAAUGACCCUGAAAAGGAGCAGCAGCACAGCAGCGAGCUCGACGCCUUGAGAGAUUACAUCGCUCGCGAUCGCGGCUGGAGAUGUCUCGCCGCGCUGCUGCUCAUGGACCUGCGCCAGUUGUCCUGCGCCAAGGAACUGGUCGGUCUGCUUUUGGCCUUUUAUCCGUUGCUGGGACAGCUCGAGGCCAAGGAUCGUGGCAAGAAUCCCUAUGUCAAGCUCAACAAGCUCGCCAGCGCGAAUUAUCAGAGAAAUCGGGACGAUCGGCUGGACGAGGAAGAGAUCGGUAAUGGAAUAAACGAGCAAGGAACAACGAUCGGCACGAAUAAUUAUGACGAGGCCGGUCAACAGCAGCAACAAUCGGCCAUCCAGAGGAGACGCCGACGGCGCCAAAAGCCCGAUCACGGUAAACGACAUUCGCUGGACGAGGAAAGAAUCGAGGCGGCGCAAACGGCGCAGCGACGCAACAACGUCAGCUCGGCGCGCCGCAGAAGAUCGACCAUCCACGAGGUGGUGGCGGCUCAGGGCUCGUCCAGCGACGAGGCUGGAAGCGGCGACGGUCGGGUGCCGAGCCCCACCCUGUCCUCCCUACUGCCCAACGCCGUCCAAAACAUGAACAUCGACGACUACGACAAUCCGAUCAACGGCAUGAUGAUAGGCCAGGACGAGCCGCUGGAGUCGCCGAAGCUCGAGGAGCUGCUGGACGAGCGAGCUCGCGCGGUCCUCGAGGCCCCGGGCCUGGGCCGUUACGAGGCCAGUCUGCUGACCCUGCAGCUGUUGCUCGCCCUGCAAGACCAGCGCCCGGGUGGCGCCGAGGCCCAGAAGGUCGUCGGUUUCGCCCUCGACGCGCUCUGGACGCUCCAGUACUCGAACGCCAACAACGCGACCACUAAAAACAACGACAACGACGACAACGACGAGAACUCGGAAGGUUUCACGAGGCUGGAGAACGCCUCGCUGCGCGCCUGCACCGCGAGAUUGCUGCUGCGCGCCCUGGAGCGAGCCCUCGAGUCGCCCGAGACCCCGGGUCGACUGGUGGUCCAUCGCGGACUGCUGCCCAUGAGCCUGAGACUGCUGGAGGACGUCUGCGCGAGGCCCGUCAAGGACGCCUCGGCCGAGGAGGCCGUACUGCUGCAGGAGGGCGUGUUCGCCACGCUGCAUGCGGUCGUGGCCCUGCUGCAGGGCCUGGUGCGCGCCGGCGGCUCCCGGGACUUCCCCGAGCUCUUCAGACUCACCGCCGAGUCGCAGAAUCCCGACAGACGCAUCAUCGAGCGGGCCGUGCUCGCCGGUCUGGAGCUGGCUCCGCAGAGGGGCUUGGCGCGGGCCUGUCGCUUCGCCGAGGCGCUGGGCAACCUCGUCACGGCCAUGAAACGAGCCCGCAAACGCUCCUCGCCCACUGGUACCGGUAACGGCAGGCCCAGUCGUCGAAGUGCUGGAGCCGCCGUGACGCAGUCCUCCUCGCGCUAUCAGCCCGGACUCGCCCACUGCACCGAGUACUCCAACGGCGGUGGCUCGUGCUGCGUCGCCUCGAUCUUCGGCGCCCUGGCCGAUCUGCUCCGUCGCAGCGUGCGCUUCGGCCACGAGCUACAGAUCCGCGUGCUCGAGGUGAUGAAUCGCUGCGGGGCCUGCUGCUGUCUGGCCUCGAGGCCCCUGCUCGACAACGUCGUCAGUUUCUUGGAGCGCACCAGCUCCACGACCCAGUGGACCUACGACCUGGCUCUGGACCUGCUCGAGCAGACGCUGUUCCACGAGCUGGGCGGGUCGACGAUGCGCGAGGGCAGCUGCGAGUGCUACAGCGAGCCCCGGCUCUGGGACUGCCUGGAGCUGUACACGAGACUGCUGAAACCGGCCAAUCCCAAACUCUGCCACUGCGCCGUGCGCCAUCUGCUGAAACAGGUGCCCCAGGGUACCAUCACGGUGAGGCGCGAGCUGCUGUUCCGGGUCUUCUAUCCGAGCUUCCUCGAGGCGAAAAAGUCAUCGACGGUGAUCGGCGACUCGUCCAGCAGCGCACCCGCCUCCAAGUUUCUCAUUCAAUCCUGCCUGUCGGCCAUGGCCAGUCUGCUUAACGAUCCGAAGAAGGAGUAUCCCUGCGACGUGUACAUACGCUUCGUCAAGCUCGACGGUCUCAAGCAGGCCCUGGAUCUGCUACCCACUCAGAGCUUCGUAAAAGGAGUCUACGCGCUUCUCGAGGUAGCCUGCAUCAUGGAGAUCGAGUACGUGGAGCAGCAGGUCUGGGACACGCCACCUCCGAGGACGGCCACCCGUGCUCUCUUCGACGCCCUGGAACGCGAGACCAGAUGUCUGUGCGAGACGACGAUCGGUCCCGCCAACGAAAGCAGCGAACCGAGCGGUGGUAGCGAAAACUCGAGCAACAUCAACAAACAGAAGCUGUCGUAUCAUCACGCGAGCGCCGCUUGGAGAGCAGCAGCGGGGGUCGCCUCGUGCUCGCCCCGUUUCCAGGCCGAGUUCCAGGCCGAGGAGUCGAUAGUCAUGAACGCCUACAUACUCGCCGAAAAGAUCGCCGUGGCGAUCGCCACGGAUCGAUUCGAAGACGGGACGAAAUUUGCGCUCAGAGUUCUCGAGGCCAUUGUCACGGUCUUCGUGGUCAGCAGCUUGACGAACGACGAGCCCAACAUGAUAUCGGUACUGAGUCAAGCCCUGAUGAACGACGAGGUGAAACUCGGCCGUGGCAUUGGUACGCUCGUCGAGCUCCUACUGCAAGUUUCCAUGCUCAGCCCGAAUCCGGACGUCGACGCAGUUUCGCAGCAGACUCGGCACAGACACUUGUCGGCGAUGGACAUCUCGAUGGAUUGGGCCGACGGCGAGGACAGCAGCGCCGGCGAGUAUCUGACCGCCGACGACGGCUACGACGCCGACGUUGAGGUACCCGUGAAAACCGACUACGAGCUCUCGGCCAAGAAGCAGAACAGAUUCGGCCGGGCGUCGGACUCGGUACGAGGCAGUGUGAACGCCGAUCCGGCCGUUUGCUCGCUGGCCAUCGAUCUUCUCAUUUAUUACGCCAAUAAGGAAUUGAACGAGGACCGCGCGGAGACCAUCACCAACGGCCUGAAGAAACUGGCGAUCGUGUGCAAGGAGAGCCCCAAGACUUGCGCCACUCUGUCGGGCCAAGGCAACAUCACGAAACUCUUCGAGGGUUUCGAGCACGUGCUGAAAUCCAACGAUUCGGAUCUGACCGAGCUGCAGCACGCCGUCCUCGAGAUCUUCACGUCGCUCGCCAUGCAACUGAUCAGCCCCACCGAGCUCGUCUCGUUUCUCGCCUUCUUCAAGAAUUACUCGCCGCCCCUCACGGCUCUGCUCAUGUCGCUGCAUCGCCUCGUUCUCGCGGCCGAACCGCAGCCAAAUUUUAUACUCCAGUUCCCGGCGCCAAUCAAUAAUCAUCAGCUGACCACUACCACCGGCCCCAACGGAAUCAGCUUGAACAGACAGAGCAGCAACGAGGACGUGAACAAGAGCAUGGAGCGCGCCGAGACGCUGGUCAACACGUUUCGCAAGAAGCACCUGGCGGCGGACAUCUGCACGCCUUGGUCGGUGCACGCCAUCUGCCUGCCCAUCGGCCAGGAGUCCUCGUGGUCGGUCUGGUGUCAGGGCUGCUCGGCCUCGCUCUGGCUGCGCGUCGAAAGAGGCGCGUCCGCCUUGGCCUCCACCAGUAGUAGCAAUAAUAACAGCGGCGGCAAAGGACUGCACAUAAUGAGCGACGUCAGUCCUCUGCUCGACUCCGACAGCGACAGUCUGUCCGAUUGGGGUUUGCUGUCGGACAACUGGAGCCGCGACGUCGCCUUCGGCUGCCCCACCAUCAGCGUGCUCCAUCUGCUCAGCAUCGGUUUCGAGUCGCUCGUCCUCGAGAGCUGGCUGGAUCUCAAGUCCGACACGCUGAUCCUGCGACUCACUCGGCCCGACGACAAGACCAAUCGCACCAUAUCCGAGAUCUCCAUCAACGGUGUGCUGCCCGCGGGCAACUGGCACCAUCUCGCCAUGAACGUCAAGGACACGGUGCUGAACAAGCACAGCGCCGUGGUCGAGGUCGUGCUCUGGAUCGACGGCUGGAAGGAGAUCACCGCCCAGCUGCCCUUCGACGGCCUCCUCAUACGCAAACCCGGCACCACGUGCAUACUCGUCGGCCAGAUGGGCCCGAGCGCGGUAGGUGCCUGGUACAUGAGCAAUCUCAUGAUAUUCCGCGCGCCCGUCUUCAACAGCGAUCGAGCACUGGCGCUGGCGAGUUUGGGCCCCAAUUACACCAACAUGGCCGACUGCAUGCUGAGCAAUCACAAGCCGGAUUUCGCCUCGAUCAUCUGCUCGGGUGCCCUGCACGGCAUUCAAAAGCCUCAUAAAAACGGUUCGCCCGAAUGGAACAAGAGCAAAAUGUCCAACGGUGGAGGAGUGACGCAGCGCAACGACAUCGAGGUGAAGGUCUCUUGCGCGAAAAUCGACUGGGAGUCAGUCAUGGACUCUACCAAUACUCACCUGGCCGAGCUUCAGGACAAUCUGCUUGUUUGCUACGAAGCUCAGACUCCGGGCAUCAUGCAUCUCUACCCGCAGGGCGUGACGAACGUCAAUUUGAUGAAGAAUCUGUUCCCCGGCCAGCCGGGCUUCAAAGUGUUGUCGCUGCCGGAGCACAGAGUGUCCCAGCAGCCGCCCCUGUCGAUAGCGCCAAUACUCGCCUCGCCCCUGCAGAGUCAGAGCUACAAGGGCCUCGUGUCGGCCGCGAGUCUGAUCGGCGGCAUGCCGAUAUUCCUGUAUCUGUUCGCCCGCGUGGUCGAGCUCAACUCGACCGAGGAGGAGCAGGCGCUCGCGCUGUCGGUGGUGCUGAAUCUCGCACGCAGCGACUCCGAGAUGCUAAGUCAGUACCGAUCCGAGGGCGGCCCGAGUCUGCUGCUGCGCGUUCUCGAAUCCUCGCGCUGCUACGCCAGUAAAUACAUGCUCAAGGCCGUCAUGGACGCGGUCUGCGACUGCCCGAUCAUCGUCAAAGACACCGCGACGAACAAUCAUCUGGUCUCGCAGAACAGCGAGUCCGUCAUAACCGAUCCGGAACUGCUGAAAUGCGCCCUCGAGGCUUGGCGCACUUGGGCCACCUACGACUCGCUCAAUCUGCUUCUUCAAGCUCUUUUGCACCUACUCAAAGACCAGCACUCGCAGCGCGAGUUCAACGCCUCGCAGAUGAAUCGCAUACGCAUCGUCGAGACUCUGCUAAGCAUGUGCAAGGAGUACUUCCUGUACGACGACGCCUGCGACGCCCUGGACGCCACCACGGGCUCGGCGGUGGUCGAGCUCGUUCGCUCGCUGAUGGGAGCGCCGCCCGAGUUCGCACACCUCGUGCAGAUCACGGAUUUCCUGGUACUGGCGCAUCAGGCCUCGGAGACCUACGUGACGCACUCGCGACACAACAUGUACUUCUUGCUGCCGCCCCUGCCGCCCCAGGAGGCCAGUCACAAGUCCACCAAUCGACUGAGCUCGCUGGCGCUGAACAGCGUGUCGCAGGAGUCGCUCGGUCUCGUCGAGAACAUCAAGCUCACCAAGGCCCUGACCAACGUGGAGAUACAGCGCGGCAGUCGACUGAAAAACGGCAAAGCCACCGAGGCCAAGGAGGACGGCGAGACGUCGUCCCAGGGUCAAGACACGAGCGCCGGCGAGGACUCGGGUAUCGCGGCCAGCGAGGGCUCCAACAAGAAGUCGCCCCAGCAGGGGGCCACCAAUCAAGACACGCCUCAACUGGCCGCCUCGGCGGCGGCGAGCAGCGGCGAGAGCACCGCCAGCGAGCGUCACUCAGCCAGUCGUAGAGCCUGCCAGGGCGUGGUGUGCGAGGGCCUGCUGCUGCUUCUACGCGACGCCCUGCGGGUUCUGCCCGACAGCCAGGUGAGCCCGGUGAUGCGCCACGUGCUGCGCGCCGAGCUGCUGCUGGUGCUGGCCAACGACCCGGACGCCCGGGUGCGCACCGCCCUGGUCAAGCUCGUCCAGGUCUAUCUGCAGCGCGCCGGCGACGAGCAGCUCAACAAGUUCAUCAAGCAACGCUACUUCGUGCAUCUGGCCAAUCAGGUGGCACUGUAUCCGGGCAGCGAGCCCCUCGUGGUCACCCUGGAGAAUCUGGCUCUGAAGGGACCGAGUCUCGCCGCGGUACCGCCGGUACUUGCGAUGAUACCGCGCGCCGCGGCGAGCGACAUGAACGUCGCCAGGCCCCUGGUCACCUUCGUCACCGAUCUCAUCACCAAGAAUCCCAACUCGCUGCGCACCCUGCUCGAGCAAGGCCUCAUGGAGACCCUCGGUCGCGGCAUCGUCAACGCCGCCCACAGCGGCUUCUCCGUCUCCCUGUUCCGGGACAUGCACGUGCUGCUGGUAUCGAUAGCCGGCCGCCUCCUCGACUCGCCGGGAAGCCAACACAUGCAGGCCGUCGCCGAGCUCCAUCAGAUCCUGAAUCAACUGGAGCUGGGCGAGCGAUCGAGAUGCGAGCCCGCCGCGCUGUGCGUGGCGAUGCUGCGCGACGCCCAGGUGGCGCUGUUCGACGGCGAGCUCGACGUUCUCGCCGCCAAGGUGUCGAAUCAGUCGGGCUUCCGGCUGAAGAGCGCCGCCUCGUAUCUGGCCUCGUCCUCGACCAAUUUGGGCAGCAGCGGCAACGGCCACGGCCCCAUGGCCGGCAACAAUUUCACGGCCUCGAGCGAGUUGAGCGAUCAUCCGGUCUCGCGUUCCUCGAGCUACGCGAGCCUCUACGGAGCCGCCGUGGCCGCGAGCAACAACAAGGAGCCCGGCAAGGGAGAGAUCAACGAGCGUUUCAGGAUCUGCUUGAACAGAGCCGUGGACUUUUUAACGGCAGCCGACGAGGGUCCAUCCGCCAGCGAGCUUCAACUGAGCAAACGACUCUUCGCCAUAUUACUCCACGGCGUAGCGAAUCCACUGGGCAAAAAGACCUACUGGCUCAAUGCCUGGUCGGUCAAACCCGCCUUGCGCAAAAACACAGCCCGCAUCAUGGUCUGGCUCAUGAGUCCCCAUCAGAACAUGGCCAGUCGCGUGUACGCAGUCAGAGCUCUCAUGGACGAGCCCAAGGCCCGCGAGAUACUGCGCAGUCUGAUCGAGGUGGGUCCGCAGAUCGAGCACAAGUUCAGCGUGUUCCUGUGGGAUCUGCUGCAGCGAGCCGACGAGAUGCCCAGCGCCGACGCGCGAAUCUGCGAGGAGCUGAGCGAGGCUGUGAAGGUCUGGGAGUUGGCCAAGAGCUUCUCGCCCUUGGAUCAAAACAACAUCGAGGCCUGGAGCGAGGAGUUGAGCUUGAUCAGACGAGAGUUGGUGAAGGAUCGCGAGAUCUGGGUCGAUGCUCAGUUACCGGCUAUUCAACGGCUCACUAACCGCUUCGAGUCGCUAGCCAAGCAGCUCACCGAGAGCGCCAUGUCCAUAACGCGGCUCGUCGUCGAGGAGCAGAAUCGCGAGCGCAAAGUGAUGAUGGAGCGUCUGAAGCAGGCGCGCUCGGCCGAGGCCCAGGGCAUGGCCAAGUGGCGCGACCUCGCGCGUCGCCUCACCCACGAGCGCGGCCCCUGGCACUUCCCCGAGUCCUACCCCUGCAGCUGGGAGCUCGACCCCACGGAGGGGCCAGCGCGAGUGCGCAUCCGCCUCCAGCGCUGCCACCUGAACAUCGAUCGUCGAUUCUUCCUGCCCGAGCAGGAGGACAAGGUGGAGCGGGCCAAGGUCGAGGCGCCGCUCUCCUAUCUGUUCACCAGCGUCAAGCAGGACGCCAACGCCACGGCCCUCAUCGAGCGUCUGCACACGAGCGAGCGCAUCAGGCGCAUGUCGCAGGUCCGAGUGGUGACGCCGCAGGCCGAGCUGCCCGGCGAGGCGCUCAUCGGCGAGACCUGCUUCUACUUCGUGCCGGACAAUCCGGACGUGCCGCUGCACACGGACAUCGCCCUGGGCGGCCUCGAUCUCGCCAUGGUCGGCGGCAUGGCUUGGCGCCUCGAGGACAUACGCGAGCUGCACCGGCGACGCUACCAGCUGCAGGAGCGCGCCAUCGAGAUAUUCCUCAUCACGGGCCGCACCUAUCUGCUGGCCUUCGACUCGUCCAAGGAGCGAGACGACUUCGCCGCGGAGCUGUCGGCCUGCGAGCUGCCCAGGCGGAUCCCCGGCGACGAUCUCGGCGAGGCUCUGACGCUCUGGCGCAGCGGAGCUCUCACCAACUGGGAGUACAUCACCUGCCUGAACAAACUCGCCGGCCGAUCGUACAACGAUCUCAUGCAAUAUCCCGUCUUUCCCUUCGUCCUGGCCGAGUACACGGCCGACAAGAUCAAUCUCGACGAUCCGAGUAUAUACAGGAAUUUCAAGCGCCCGAUGGCCGUUCAAGAUAAGAAAAACGAGCAGCAUUACAUCAACAACUACAACUACUUGAAGCAGGCGCUGUCGGAAGGCUUAAACUUGAUCGCGCUGAAUCAGGAGCCGUUCCAUUACGGCUCGCACUACAGCAAUUCGGGCACGGUGCUGCAUUUUCUCGUGCGUUUGCCACCGUUUACCAGCAUGUUUCUCACUUACCAAGAUGACAAUUUUGACAUUCCCGAUCGGACGUUUCACGCGCUGGCGACGACGUGGCGCCUGACGAGCUGCGACUCGACCACCGACGUCAAGGAGCUCAUACCCGAGUUCUUCUAUCUGCCCGAGUUUCUACUGAAUUUCGAGGGCUUCAAUUUCGGGGUGAGGCAGAACGGCAACAGGGUCGGUGACGUCGAGCUGCCCAAAUGGUGCGGAGGAGACGCUCGGCUGUUCGUACUGGCUCAUCGAGCGGCCCUGGAGUCGGAGAUCGUUCGAGAGGUUCUUCCGUUCUGGAUCGACCUGGUCUUCGGUUUCAGGCAGACCGGAAGACCCGCGGUCGAGGCCAUCAAUGUCUUUCAUCCAGCGACCUACUAUGGUUUCAACGUCGAGCAAAUAGCCGAUCCACUGGAGCGCCAAGCCUGGGAGACAAUGAUCAAAACUUACGGCCAGACACCUGCCCAACUGUUCAGAGCGUCGCAUCCGCUGCCCAUAACGAGUCUCGGCAGCGCCAAUCCCAGCAACAUACCGCCCGUCAUCGAGGGCGUCGAGGGCAUCCGCUGGGGCACGUACGUCGGCGCGCCGGGCAACGAUCCGGUCAUGUGCUGGAAGCACAAGCACCGAGUGCUGCUCGCUUCGCUCGUGCCACUGAUAACCGGUGACGUUUUUGGACUGCCCGUCUUUACCACCCUGAUUCUGGCCUACUCCAAGGACAAGGGCACGAGUAUGCUGAACAACACGUCGGUGAUGGGUGCGGCGCUGAUAUCGUGGAACAGUACCGACGGUAUAGCUCGGCUGAAGACGAAGAAGGAGCAACCACCGAAACCUCUCAUAAAGGCCGUUGGGCUAGACUCGAUAACGCUGAUGAAAUCGUCGCCGGACUGCGAGCAAUUGUGGAUCGGCUACGCUUCCGGCCGAAUACUGGUCUACGCCUGCACGGUGAGCAACUCGGGCAAGAUAGACUUUAACGGCUCGGCGCCGUCGGUGCUCCUAGGGCAUAGAAAUCAAGUUACCGCCAUCGACCUGUCGAGGGCAUUUAGCGUCGCCGUGUCCGGAGAUAGUACCGGCGUUUUAGUAUUAUGGGAUUUAAAUAGUUUGACUUACAUUAGAUCGGUUACCUGUGACGGAUGUCAUCCAAUUAGUAUGACUUCGAUCAGCGAAACCCUAGGCGAUAUUGCGGUCGUGUAUCAGAUGUCGAAUUUAGUCUCGGACAGCAGUAGCACCACGACGACGGACAUACGAUCCAGUUUAAAGGUUUACACGAUAAAUACGCGCCUCAUCGGCUCCGUUUCCUCGAGGAGAAAAAUCACAGCCUUGUGCUACAGCAACGCCGUGGAAGGCGUUUCUGUCAAUGUUAUCGCCACUGGAUUGGAUAACGGCAUGAUCAGAUUAUGGAGCAGUUGGGACUUGCGAUUGGUACGCGAGAUCAGCACGGGCGUCAAGGGAACCGGCGGAAUCGUAGCGAUAACCUGGUCGAGCGACCAGAACCACUUGUACGCGGCGACGGAAGACUGCACAGUUUUUAUUUGGGAAGGUGCUAGGAAAUCAGACAGCGGCACUCCUAAAUUCGUUAAUCUUACAACUCUCUAGUAUAAGGAAGAUGAGAAUUUAUCGAAUCAAGGUGUAACUUUAAAUAGUUAAUGACAAAUUUCACGUUUGUAAUUUUUGAUCGUUGAUCCUCUAAGGAUUCGUUGCGGUAGUUAACUUUUCCAUUACAAGAAAAAGAAUUACGAUUAUGUAAAUAUGAACAACAACCCGGUCAUUCAUCGACCAUUUAUAUAGAAUUGAAAUAUUAUAUUAAAUUAGAUAAAAUAUAGACUAUUUCUAAAUGUAUUUAAGAGGGAACAAAGAAUACUCUAAAGUAUUAUUUUCUUUUUUCAACCAUAAAAGUAUGAUAUUGUUUUUAGACUUACUUAGAAAUUCUAUUCAAUUACUAGCUUUGAUGCAUUUUUAACCUGCAUCAAUAUCUCAAAUACAAAAUGAAUCUUUUGUAAUAUUGUACAUGCCCAAAACUUGUAAGAUAAUUUGAUAAAUGUAUUUACAGAUUUAAAGCUUAAUUCACAACUGUGAAUAAUAAUAAAUUAUUCACACUCAA